Molecule: messenger RNA, 1053 nt
Organism: Mycosarcoma maydis (corn smut)
Lineage: Eukaryota; Fungi; Basidiomycota; Ustilaginomycetes; Ustilaginales
Exons: 1
Coding region: 1-1053 (350 amino acids)
Source: RefSeq, a predicted model, not a curated record
AUGCGGCCAACAACGCGACCACCACCUCCCAAGCUCUCUUCAUCAGACGCUCGAGCUCGCUUCCACCUUGCAGCUUCCAUCGGUGCCUCCACGUGCCACCAAGAGCACCAUUCUUGCUUGUCCCAGCCUGUGCUGCCACAAUCUGAAGCGCGUCACGCCGGUUCGCGACUCUCUAGCCGACUCUCGAGAUCGUCCAACUCGAGCACAUGCUCGCUCCUCUCGGCUCUCCAGCACUUCCCCCACACUCCGGAGAAUGCCAAGCUGGAUUUCAACGUACCCAAAGUCGACCAGACCAACACGCUCGCACACACUGCUGCUCAACCAACGUACUGUAGCGCAUCGGUACCUUGGCAAGACACCUGGGUCGCGUCGUCGGCUCCUUGGCAGCACUCGAGGGCAGUAUUCGCGAGCCAUGUUCCGCCCAGCCACCAAAGUGACGAUCCGACCAACACCAGUGCUGACAGAUCUCUAGUUGCUCAACAUGCUCCGUGUCGGUCAGCCUGCACCGUGCGUGCACAAACAUCGCUGACGCCUCGACUGUGUGGGCAGACGGUGCAUUCAGGAACACGUAUUUCGUUUAGCAGCACCUCGCACAGCCGUGUUGGAGUGGCGUCAGCGUUGCAGUGCGGCGAGUCUCGCGUCGCGUCGUCCGGGCUGGACCAAGCGCAGAGCAAGGCCGACGAUCGAUGCUCGGUGUUGCGUGAAUCGGGGUGGUGCGCAACUACGGCUCGCGCAGACGAUGGGGCGUGCAGCCAAUGCAGCCAACAUGCUCGCUCAGCUCUGGCUGCGCGUUUGCACAGAAUCCAUGCGCAAGACGCAUCGACAUGCGCUUGUGCUCGCAAGUCGGCAGACGUGCGCGACACUGGCGACUCGGACGAAUCCAACAUCGUCCUCGCCUCGCUCGAAUACCAGCCGCGGUGGCGCGACAAAUGCGUGCGUGUCAACACACAUGAUCGCAUCAGUGCACACAUAACCACGCUCACCAACUGGAUCGAUCGCCUCCACCGCAAACGUCGCCAUCGUCGAACGCGCUGGCGCGAGCCAUCGCCCUAG